This is a messenger RNA of Rhizoctonia solani, 3042 nucleotides long. Its product is annotated as CHAT domain protein. The transcript has 3 exons. NCBI's taxonomy places the organism in Eukaryota, Fungi, Basidiomycota, Agaricomycetes, Cantharellales, Ceratobasidiaceae. Gene Ontology annotation, molecular function: protein binding. Bases 1 to 3042 code for a protein of 1013 amino acids. The record is from RefSeq and is a predicted model, not a curated record.
AUGUGUGAUGAAAACCCUCUUGAUAAAAAUAGGCCUUUGGGCGAGCCGAUCCACCACAAUGGUGAUGUACCAAUCGGUGCUCGGCUCUAUAAUAUUGCCAAACUCCACCGAGCUAACUUCAAACACACUCAAGAGAUUGAGUGCCUGGACUUCGCUAUCAGCAACUUGCUCAAAGCUACAUCGACAAUAACUGAAGGGGACACGGAUCAUUAUUUGUACCAAAGUGAUCUAGGGAAAUGGUUUCAGAUUCGAUUUGAACAUUUAGGGAAUAUUCUCGAUAGCCAAAGUGCGAUCUAUCACCUGAAUAAGGCUCUAGAUCUAUCUUCUACAACUCCGUUAAACCAUGCCGAUACUCUACAUCAUUUAGGAGUUUCGUACCAAACCCGCUUUGAACGACUGGGUACACUUGAUAAUUCGCUCCAAGCUACCAACUACUUUCUCCAGGCUGUAAAGCUUACCCCGGACAAAGAUGCUGAGAACCCAAGCCGUCUUAGCAGCCUUGGAGUCUCUUACCAGGCUCGGUUUGAACGUCUAGAUGAUCCCGCCGAUCUUGAUCUUUCGAUUAGGAUCCAAUUAGAGGCUGUAGAGAAGACUUCGAACACAAAUCCAGACAAAACCCGGAUGCUAAGUAAUCUCUCCGUAGUCUACAUUAGCCGUUUUCAGCGUCAAGGCCAGAUAAUAGACAUUGAUCAAGGAAUUCAGUCUCUCACACAAGCACUGCAACAAACCUCUCCACACAACGAACAACUACAAGGCUACUUGACUAAUUUGGGACUCUCCCACUUUCUCCGAUUUGACCGACUGGGCGAGAUGGAUGACAUUGAUAAGGCCUUGGAAUAUCAAAAGCGAGCAUUGGAUUUAACCCCCGAGAGUAACCCUGACAAACCAAGUCGGUGGAGCCACUUAGGCGUAUUCUGUCAAUUUCGCUUUGAUCGAUUUGGUCAAAUCGAAGACAUCCACAACGCGAUAGAAUAUCAAACACAUUCCGUAAUGGGUAUUCAAGACAAUCAUAUUCAUAAGCCAAAGGCGUUGAAUAAUCUGGGUAACUCCUAUCAGUGCCGCUUUGAAAGGUUGGGCCAGAUUGGAGAUAUUAACAUGGCUAUCAAAUACUUGCAGCAAGCAAUAUUAUUUUCACCCAAAGAUGAUGUCCUUCGGGCAUGGUGGUUGAAUAACCUCAAUCGGCCGUACUAUUCUCGCUUUACCCAUCUCCAAGACGUCGAUGAUUUGAACCAAGCUAUCGAUCUUCAAAAUGAGGCAUUAUUGUUAACUCCUAUUGGUUACGCCUAUCGGCCAAGGCAAUUAGAGAUGCUCGGAACGCUUUACCAAGAACGAUUCCACUUAUUAGCCCAUCCAAAGGAUCUUGGGGCCGCUGUUGACUCUUUCAAAGCUGCCGCCACAUCGAUCGGCCAUGCCGUAACAAGACUACAGGCUUGCCGCAGCUGGGCAAAACUGUGUAUGCAGCAUGACCUAUCCCCGCUAAAGGCCUAUACUCGGGCGUUGGAAUUGAUACCACAGAUAGUAUGGCUGGGCACUACUGUCAGUAGGCGCUACGAUUCCUUGCUCGCAGAGGUGCAAGAUAUUGCCAUGGAGGCAGCCGCAGCAGCAAUACAACAUCAACAGUACAAUUUAGCGCUAGAGUGGCUUGAGGAGGGGCGGUCCGUUGUCUGGAACCAAAUGUUGCAGUUACGGACGCCUUUUGAUCAUUUAUCACGCCAUGAUCCCAAUUUGGCUAACCAGUUCCAGAAAGUAGCAGAAGGGCUUGAGAAAGCAAGCGGGUUGUCCCAGGACCCGGAGCGCGAACUAAUUGCCGGAGUCUCUAUGGAACAAUCAUCUCAAGAACAUCGAAGGCUGGCAGAAGAAUGGGAUAGGUUACUCAAUGAUAUUCGAUCCAUUCCGUCACUACGUAGUUUCCUCAAACCAAAGAAUUUCGGAGAGCUACUAUCAUCGACUAUGACCGGGGUUGUGGUCGUAAUCAAUGUACAUCGAAAUCACUGCGACGCGUUAGCCUUGCUCCCAGGAAGUAGGGACGUUAUGCAUAUUCCAUUAUCCUCGUUGUCAUACAAUACACUGAUCAACACUCGUGAUCGCCUGGUGCGAAAUACUCGGAUUGGAGGUCGAGGCUCGAGACGCCCUAUCCUCAACGAAGACAGAUCUUCAGAUCCGCUCGAAAGCAUCCUUAACAUGCUCUGGAUUGAUGUAGUACGGCCCGUUCUUGAUUCCCUAGGGUACUUAGUUUCUCGAGGUUCAAUGAUCGCCCUGCCACAUGUUACAUGGUGCCCGACUGGCCCGCUUACAGUGUUACCUCUUCACGCGGCUGGCUAUUAUGAUCGGCCUCUGGCAAGUGCAUGCGACUUCGUGAUUUCGUCGUAUAGCCCGGCUAUAAGCGCCUUGCUUCCUUUGGAUCGCCCCCCAUCAAAAUUUCAGGGCUUAUUGGCUGUAGGCGAAGCGGCCGCAAAGACAAACUCACCAUUACCUGGGACUGUGGCUGAAAUUGAGAAACUCGAACAGCAAGCACAUGAAGUCGCGUUCACUCGGCUUGAUGAGCAACAAGCAACUUGCGCCGCGGUGCUCGAUAGAAUAGAACACUGUAGCUGGAUUCAUCUUGCUUGCCACGCCUCGCAGAACGUUGCUGAUCCAACAGCAAGCGCGCUUCAACUUCACGAUGGACCAUUACGUUUGGCGACUAUUGCUGGCAGGUCACUCAAGCAUGCCGAAUUUGCAUUCUUGUCAGCGUGUGAAACGGCCGCGGGAGUUGAAGCAUUACCGGACGAAGCUGUGCACUUAGCAGCAGGAAUGAUGAUGGCGGGGUACCGGUCUGUAGUUGCGACUAUGUGGUCAAUCAACGAUCAAGACGCUCCUAUUGUGGCAGAAAAACUAUAUGCGCGGCUUCUUGAAGGAGGUAAUCCACAGAGCCACAAAGCGGCUAUGGCAUUGCAUGAAGCAGUAGCAAGUCUCCGCAAUACUGUGGGAGAUGAUGAAUUUGAAAGAUGGGUACCUUACAUCCAUGUGAGAUAUGCUCUGGACUACUCCACUUGGCCUUGA